This is a messenger RNA of Symbiodinium natans, 444 nucleotides long. NCBI's taxonomy places the organism in Eukaryota, Dinophyceae, Suessiales, Symbiodiniaceae. The record is from the annotation of a GenBank genome assembly.
AUGCUUGUGUGUGCCCGCAGUCAUAGGAGGUACAGGUCUGCAAACCAUUGCAGUGUUUCGAGGAUCCGCAGAAGCUCUCCCACUACAUGCAACUCACGUGCUAGCUGCAUGCCGGGAGAUAUCGCCCGUCGCCAGUCCGGGCAUCAUCGCCUGCUGGUCUGCCUCCUCGGAGGAGUUCCUCCAGAUGUGUGCACGGACUGCAUCCCACUGUGCCACGACUCAAACGUUUGCAGCGUGCUCGCGUACGGCUAUCGCCACUAUGUCAUGUAUGUGCAACACCCGUUCUUGUGCAAUCAACCACCUGUUGCGCGGUUUCCCGCAUUCCCGGGCCAGGUCACGCCACAUCUCGGAGCAGGUGCCAGGGAGUGCCUUGCGCAAUUACGGGGAGGUGCCCGAGGGCGGCGUGACACUUGUGGCGUGGAGCUGUCUGUUCAUGCUCGCUGA